AAAGGUGAUGCUGUCCGAAAAGAGAACAGCAUGGUUUCUGCGAAGAACAGUUCUGAUUCUCUUCCACAGACCGCAGGGACCAUGGUGGGCCCACUGGUGAAUUUGUGUAAUUACUGCAGUCAACAGGGUAACUUCAGGUGCACCCGUUGUAAAAAGACUUGCUACUGUUCUGUAGCCUGUCAGACAGAGGAUUGGAAAGCUCAUCGACAUGUUUGCAAACUUAGCAACCCAGUUGUCAGUGAGAACAAGGCAAAGGAAUCCACAGCUGUCUCAUGUGGAAAUGGAGUUGGGGUCCUUCAAGCAAAGGACAAAUGCAAUGACGUGCAGCCUAAGAGAUUGUAUCGGCGUGAUUUACGCAAGAACACAGUUUCCAAAGGAGCUGAGAUACAGGGUACAGUGAUUGAGCUGAGAAACCCUGGAAAGUUCUUCAUUCACCUUCAGUCAGUGGAGAUGACGGAGUCUUUGAAGAACAUCACCAGGGAUCUCCAGAAUGCCUAUGGUGCAUCAUUUCCUGGCCCGUACAAGCCUGAAAUUGAGGAGCUCUGUGCUGUUAAAUUUUCUCUUGAUCGGAACUGGUAUCGGGCUGAGGUUCAGUCAGUAGAUGUGGCCCGUCAAACUGCUAGUGUGUCUUACAUUGACUUUGGGAAUGAAGAGGACGUUACUCUUGACAACAUAAGGCCUCUCUCUGCCAGUAUCGAUGCUGCGCCACCUUUUGCUUUGCAGUGUUGUGUAGCCGGUGUUACACCUCUGACGGGAAGUUGGACAGGCGAAUGCACGAUUGCUGUAAGACAGUUGUUUUCCGGAAAGAGCCUCACUUUGACAGUGCUGGACAUCUUGAACAAUGGAAACCUGUUUGCUGUUGACAUUCCUCUAAGCACGCUCGGCAAAUACCUGAGCAGUUUCCUAAUAGAAAAGGGUUAUGCUGUAAAAGACGUCCCUGACAAACCACAGCAUGAACAAGACCUCAAUUCUUUGCUGACGGCCUCCUUUGAGAACUUCAAGCGUUUGUCUGGUGGAAAGGACGAGAACUCUGAAGCCAGGCCUCCUGAGCCAAUGACUCAGGGAGUGGGUGACACUUUCACAGCCAUCAUCACCCACAUCCAAUCCCCAUCGGAGAUCUUGUGUCAGAAGCUUGAAAAUGCCAGUGUAAUCCAACAGCUCCAGAUGAGUUUGAGGGAGCACUGCCUAAACACUCCAGCUAGUGAGAACUUCAGACCUGCACCAGGAACCGUCUGCUGCUCACUUUUUUCUGAAGACAACCAGUGGUACAGAGCUAAAGUUCUUGCAUAUUCUUCUGAGGACCGCAUAUGUAUUGGUUACAUAGACUUCGGCAACUCCGAAGAGGUUGAGUUGCAUCGUCUGCGACCCAUCAGCAUGGAGCUGUUAGCUUUGCCAACUCAAGCAAUCCCCUGUUGUCUAGCAGGUAUAAAACCCUCCACUGGCACCUGGUCGGAGGAAGCCAUUCUGAUGGUGAAACGUUUGGUCUGUAAUCGCUUCAUUCGGGUUGUGAUUCUGGGUAAAAAGGAUGGUAGGGCUCUGGUGUCCAUGAUCGAUGAGUCCAGCGACCCCCAGAAUAACGCCGCUGAGCUGUUGGUGUCCAUGGGAUAUGCUGUUGUAGAAAGCGUGCAGACAGAGAGCAAGGAACCAGCUGCACAGGAGCAGCCUAAAAUGCCCUGUAAGGAGCAACCUGAAAUGCCCUGUGAGGAGAUGCCUAAUAUGCCACCGCUCAGUGGCCCUGCUGAGAAGAUGGAAUGGACUUGUGCUGAACUUCCCUUUGAUGGGCAGAAGGUGGAGCUGGUGGUCACUACUUUAAAAAGCAUUGAUGAAUUCUACUGCUACAACUACAGUUCAGCAGAUGUACACAGCCUGACAGAGCUGACACGUGAGCUCAUGAAACAUUGCGAAUCACAGAGGGCUCCCUUCACCCCAACUGUAGAAGAACCAUGCUGUGCUCUCUUCUCCGGUGAUGGCCAAUGGUACCGGGCCAUGGUUCUGGAAGCGUGCGGGGAUGGCAAAUUCAAAGUUUAUUUUGUGGACUAUGGAAACUCCUGUGAGGUGGAGGCGGUUCACUUAAAGCCCAUCUCCCCUGACCUACUCAAACUCCCUUUCCAGGCUAUACGUUGUUGGCUUGCAGGUAUUGAACCAUUGGAGACUCAGUGGAGUAAAGAGGCACUGAACAGGUUUCAGAAUCUGUGUGCAAGUCAGCCGUUGAGUGGAAAGGUGAUGUCUAUCACGGAGAAGGGAUACGGGGUGGAGCUGGAGAGUAGUGGACAAAGCAUCACUACUCUACUCAUCUCUGAGCAACUGGCCAGGCCUUACGGACCGAAACAAUCUCCCCCAAAACCCGCCGCUCAGAUGGAGGCUCUGCCCACGCUUAAACCUAUUGAUCAGAAACCACCGGCUGAAGAGCCAUCUAAAGGCAAUAACAGCACUGCAAAUGCCAUGGCGGAGUCAACUACAUCAUGUCCCUAUUUCCAUUUGGACUGGAAGACUUUAGAGCUGCCCAUCAAUGAGACCUUUCAGCCUCGGGUGGCAGCAGUGGUCAGCCCUAGUCUCUUCUACAUAAUGAACCCAGGAAAAGUAAAUGUGGAUGGUCUGAAGACUCUUAUGAUGGAUGUUGCCAAGUAUUGCAGUAAAUAUACAGACCCCAGUCAGUGCCACCCCUUACCAGGAGCCGCCUGCUGUGCACAGUUCUCAGGUGACAAAAAUUGGUACAGAGCUGUCGUGUUGGAGGUGACAAGCAAGCAUGCGCACGUAAUCUACGCAGAUUAUGGAAACCUGGAGACUGUCCCCGUAUCCAGCAUCCUUCCCAUCACCAAAGAACUUCUCGAGCUUCCAUUCCAGAUCGUUAGGUGUGCUCUGACAGGUAAAGAGAGGUUCCCUACUGUCUGGCCAGCUGAUGUUUUGGAACUCUUUGGGAUGCAGUUGAGCGGAGGAGUUCUGGGAUCCGUUCAGCACUUUGAUGGGACCUCCAACUUGCUAACUCUGACUCAGCAGUCAGGAGAAGAUGACAGAGACAUUAACUCCAUUAUCCUUGAAGCCCUGCAAGGACAGGGCAAGGCUAACUCCUCUAAGCCGCCUGUUGAGGAGAAACAAAAAACAAAUCAGAUGCAGACAAAGGCCGUUGACUCGAAUAAGACGACAGAUGAAACUAAAAAUGCAAAUGUUAACAAGCGUGACCUUGAAGAUCAGAAACCCAGUCUGAUGCAAAGUGCCAGCUUCCAAAAGCCUGAGGAACCGGAAAACACAGCCAAGGCAAUGACUACGGUGGAAUGCACUAAGCCAGACAAUGUUACAAGCUCAAAGGACAGCACCGCUCCGCCUUCAUGCUGCUGUCUUGAGUUAAAGCGAAAGAUUGACCGUGUUGAAGAACUGAUCCUUCUCCUUAUAAAAAAUGUUGGAGUAACAAAAAAGUGAAGAUUUUCACUUCCAGAAUUUCAAGUUUAAAAUUUGUUAUUGUCUCCAGCAUAUCUUUUUAUUUGUAGUGUUUUAUAAAGUUUUAUAUAGUAGUGUUAUGAUUAACCUUUAGUAAUGCAGCAUUACAUUGUUUCUCAGUUUCCUGUUCCACUUGGUCAGUUUUUGGUUUACCUGAGGUCAGUUUGGUUCAGCAUCUUCAUGUAAAUUGGCCUCUUGACAAUAUCAUGCCAAUUUGAUUUAAAAAACAACUUGAGUUUCUUUAGCAUUUGUUUGUCUUUGUUAGAGUAUCCUCAAUUUUGCUCUUGCAUACAUUUAAGCAAUACAUCUAAAAAGAAAAGUGAUCUUUCCUUGUUUAUUUAACAUUAAAAGAUGUUUUUACAGGAGUCAUUUAAGCACAAUAUAAUGUUCUCAAACUGAUGUCAAAAAAACUUGACAAAUUAUUUAAACUUGUAAACGAUGCACUAAUUUACUUUACUAGAGUAUGUUUAAGUUACAUGUAUACUUGGGUUUAAGUUAAUGUGUCACUGAUUGUGUUACAUGUCUUAACAAAUAA
Molecule: messenger RNA, 3970 nt
Organism: Paramisgurnus dabryanus
Lineage: Eukaryota; Metazoa; Chordata; Actinopteri; Cypriniformes; Cobitidae
Gene: tdrd1
Product: tudor domain containing 1
Source: RefSeq, a predicted model, not a curated record